Molecule: messenger RNA, 372 nt
Organism: Exophiala spinifera
Lineage: Eukaryota; Fungi; Ascomycota; Eurotiomycetes; Chaetothyriales; Herpotrichiellaceae
Exons: 1
Coding region: 1-372 (123 amino acids)
Source: RefSeq, a predicted model, not a curated record
AUGUGCUACUAUGCCCGCACCGACUUUUCCUGUCGUGACUGGAAAUGGGGCAACAUGAAACAACGUUGUCCUCGGCAGCACCGCAUGGGUGAAACCUGCGGCGCCAAGCUUGUCGACCCUGACAAUGUUAUCAACGUUCAGGACCAAUGCAGGAUCUGCAAAGAGAUCGAGGUCAAACAAAGACGCAUGCAGAAGGAGCUAGACAACAUAGCGAGGUGGCGGCGCGAAGGCGACAAAUUCAGGGCCAGCAUCGAAAAGGCCCAGCGCGAAGCCCGCAUGCUCCAAGAGACCAUUGACGAAUUGCACAGCAGAAGGGCAUCUGUGAGGUACCAGCUCAGAAACGAGGCGCGUCUCCCCACUAUGUCGAGAUAG